AUGCAAAUAGCUGACAGUCGUGAUGUAAUGAUGCUAUGUGGAUGUAUGUGUGAGGUGACUGUGGAGUUCGUGAUGACUGUGAUCGAGUCGAGAUGCGAGAUGACGGCAAACACUGCGGCGAUAUCAAUGCGAUGUUGUGUCAACAAAGAACGUUCUAUGGUUGAAAAAGGAGACCUAGGAAACCCAAAGAAGAGAAGAUUAGAGCAAUGGUCUCUGAACUCUAUGCACAAUCAGAAUAUGGCAAAUCUCAAAGAUUCUAUGCGUAUUUACAAACGCGAUCCGGCUCAGAGGGUGUUCGUCAAUCGAUCUCUUCGAAUGGAGAAGAUCAACUUCUUCGGUUUCGACAUGGACUACACGCUUGUCCAAUAUAGAUCUCCUGACCUUGAAAUCCUAGCCUUUGAACUAGCUAUUGAACGACUCAUCGACAUGGGAUAUCCAGAAGAAAUUCGGAAAUUCAAAUACGAUCCGAUUUUCCCCGUUCGAGGAUUGUGGUUCGACUACGCAUAUGGUAAUCUUCUGAAAGUUGAUGGUUUUGGAAAUAUUCUUGUCGGGAUGCAUGGUUUUAAAUUCCUGAAGACGUCUGAAAUCGAGGAAAUAUAUCCGAACAAAUAUCUUCAAUUGUCCGAAUCACGUGUAUUUGUGCUGAAUACGUUGUUCAAUCUUCCCGAAACGCAUCUGCUCGCCUAUCUCAUCGACUAUUUCGACAGCCACACCGACUACACCCUGUUGGACGAUAAAACCGGGCUGCUGGGUGGUGAUGUUCUUGUAUCCUAUAAAUCCAUAUUCCAUGAUUGUCGAAGUGCUGUUGACUGGGUUCAUCUCGAGAGUGACAUGAAGGAGAUGAUCAUGGGAAAUAUGGAGAAAUACGUGGUACAAGACGACAGAGCAUGUUUGCUACUACGACAACUACGUGAAGCCGGCCGUCAGACCUUCUUACUCACUAAUAGUGACUACAGAUACACAGAUAAGAUGAUGUCAUUCCUCCUUGGUGAUGACUGGCGAUCUUAUUUCAACAUCUGUGUUGUAGACGCGAAGAAACCAAAAUGGUUCGCUGAGGGAACAGUUUUCCGUGAGGUGGACACGAAUACGGGUGCUGUUAAAUUAGGAAUCCAUACAGGACCGCUAAAAGAAGGCGUUGUUUAUUCAGGAGGUUCAAGCGAUGCGUUUCAUAAAAUUGUAAAAGCACGAGGAAAGGACGUGCUAUAUAUUGGUGACCAUAUUUUUGGUGAUGUUUUAAGGUCAAAGAAAUCCAGGGGCUGGAGGACCUUCCUCGUUAUUCCUGAGCUGGAUCAUGAACUUACAGUAUGGACAGAUCGACGACCGUUAUUUGAACAGCUCAACCAACUUGAUAAUACUCUAGCUGAUAUCUACAAGCAUUUAGAUGCUACUUCUAGGAAUAAGCCACAAAUCCAUACCGUUCUACAGAAAGUGAAGAGCCUCGCUCACGAAAUGGACCAAGAAUAUGGAGUUUUAGGAUCUCUAUUUCGUGCUGGUUCUAGGACUACAUUCUUCGCCUCUCAGGUGGAGAGGUAUGCCGAUCUCUAUGCAUCAUCCUGCUAUAAUCUAGUACAUUAUCCGUCAUUUUACUUCUUCCGAGCUGCAAUGCAGCUGAUGCCUCACGAAAGUACCGUGGACCAUUCCUCUGUGCUGAAGAGUUCCAAGACAGACCUAUUAAAGAGACAAGAGAGUGUUGGACAACAAGUUCGCGGAUGGACAAAGAAAACAGCAAACGAGAAUGAAUUUUGUCAUGAAGAAGAGGAAGACGAACAAUCUAUCAGCGAUGGUGAACCUGGUCCACGUCUUCGCUCAAAAUCACUCAGCGAUGAUGCAGCUGAGGAAGAAGUUGCCGAUACGGAUGUUGUCGGAGUGCCGCCGGCAUUUGUUGAUCAGCAACAAUAA
Necator americanus (New World hookworm) is the source of this 1899-nucleotide messenger RNA. RefSeq lists its product as uncharacterized. NCBI's taxonomy places the organism in Eukaryota, Metazoa, Nematoda, Chromadorea, Rhabditida, Ancylostomatidae. The coding region runs from base 1 to 1899 and encodes 632 amino acids. The transcript is spliced from 18 exons. Gene Ontology annotation, molecular function: 5'-nucleotidase activity. The record is from RefSeq and is a predicted model, not a curated record.